Zingiber officinale is the source of this 1445-nucleotide messenger RNA. RefSeq names its product trafficking protein particle complex subunit 12-like. The record is from RefSeq and is a predicted model, not a curated record. The transcript has 2 exons. NCBI's taxonomy places the organism in Eukaryota, Viridiplantae, Streptophyta, Magnoliopsida, Zingiberales, Zingiberaceae. Gene Ontology annotation, molecular function: protein binding. Bases 53 to 1144 code for a protein of 363 amino acids.
ACGCCCGCAAUUUUCAACCUGACCAUUACCGACCGCUUCCCCUUCCCGAGCGAUGACGGGAGAAGAACCCGACGCCGGCGGGGACCCCCCAAGCGUGGCCAUCGCCGAUCCCCUCCUGUCCCCUCCGACCUCACCCCUCGAUCUCCCUUUCGACGUGCCGUCGCUCCUCGCCCUCUCCAGACGCGGGCAGUGGCGUGCCGUCCUCGACGCCGUCGCCGUGGCCCGCCGCAGCCAUGGCCUCCUUCCGCACCACCACCUCGUGUGUCUUGCCGUGUCCGCCCUCGCCCUCUCGAAGUUGCGUCGGUUCUCCGACGCCGCCGCCGAGAUCGACGCCCUCGACGCCCCUUUGGAUUCCCCUCGCUUCCGCUUCGAAUCCUACCCGUCUUCCUACCCUGGACGUUCCGGUUCCAUGGUCCCCUUCGCCCUCCGGUUCCUCCACGCUGACCUUCCCCAGCGGCUCGGUACCAGAUCCGUCACCGUCGAUCGCCUCUACGCGCUCUUCGACCUCGUGCGAUCCAAGAUUCUGGAGGAGACCACCACCGCAUCUGCCGACUUGUGGCGACGCAGGGAGGUAUUCGUGAUAGCUUCCCUCUGUUGCAACCACUUCGUCCACCGGGAGUUCGAGGCGGCUCUGGCGCUGGUUAGGCUACUUCUUGAGCGGGAUCCAUCCGACCCUUUGCUCCUCUCCCGACUCGGGUAUGUCCAACUCCAGAUCGGUGACCUGACUGGUGCUAAGGCGUCGUUUGCGAGGUUGGAGAACCUUCAUCCGUCAGGGGAGCGAACAGUGGAGUUGGAAAACCUUGUCGGGAGGAACAAGGCGCUGGAGUUCAUCGUUGUCAAGGAUUAUGCUGCAGCUGUGAGAGAAUACGAGGAGUGCAUUGAAAGGGAUCCUGCGGAUGUAGUGGCACUGAACAAUAAAGCUCUAUGCUUGAUGUACUCGAGAGACCUGUCCGAUUCAAUCAAGGUUCUAGAGGGGGCUUUGGAGAGGGUUCCAACUGCAGCUUUGAAUGAAACAUUGGUCGUGAAUCUUUGCAGCAUGUAUGAACUAGCAUAUGUCAACCACGGAGAUGUCAAGAAGACUCUUAGCAAUUGGAUUGCUCAGGUUGCACCUGAUGACUUUGACCCCUCGUGUACUCGCAUCUGAUAAGUUUGCGGUUUUGAUCAUUGGGAUGAACUUUUCAGCAAUGGUUCUUGGAUUUAUAAUUGCUACUGAAGAUUGAAUUCUAGUUGGAAUAGAAGCUGGCUGAAGUUCGAUCCAUACUUUGUUUUGUAAACAUGGGCAAAGGCUCGAUAGGAAUGAGCAGCCAGAUCAUGUACAUUGCAGAAUGCCAUGAGGAUGUGUUUAACAUGGCCCAACUUUAAUUUUGAUUCAACUUCUUUAUUUUGCUUGUAGAAUCAGUGAAAGCUCGAGCAUUAUAGCGUUAUUUGACUACGUUAUUCUUUCA